Rhododendron vialii is the source of this 1920-nucleotide messenger RNA. Its product is annotated as protein RETICULATA, chloroplastic-like. Lineage: Eukaryota; Viridiplantae; Streptophyta; Magnoliopsida; Ericales; Ericaceae. The transcript is spliced from 7 exons. The record is from RefSeq and is a predicted model, not a curated record. Gene Ontology annotation, biological process: plant organ development. Gene Ontology annotation, cellular component: chloroplast inner membrane. The coding region runs from base 421 to 1692 and encodes 423 amino acids.
GCGGGGGUACACAAAUGAAGACCAAGAUACCGCCACUUUCUUCGCUCCAGGAGAGAGAGAGAGAGAGAGAGAGAGAGAGAAAUCUCACUUUGAUACUAGCUUAAACUAGCAACUUCUCCCUCCCUCUCUCCUCUCGUAUAAACCCCAUACGUAUAUUCGCUUUCGCAAUCGAAUCAUCUCUCAAUAAUUUAUAAUCCCCCACUAGGAAAAAACCAACGUCGAGUCCCGUCAUUUUCAGUUUUUUCCUUUUCUCGUAGCUUUUACAUUCUCAUCAAAAUGGGUUCUUGAUGUUUUCUAGUACUUGUAUAUGAAUCCUAGAACUUGUUUAGUUUCAGUCAUUUCGACCAUUUGAUCUGCAUUUCUCUUUUGCUAGCUUUUUUCUUUUCAAAGUCAGCAUCUUUAGCUGAUACUUGUGGGGUAAUGGAGGUUUAUUCAUCAUCGAGUAUUGGGCUUCAGAAAAUGAUGAUUGCUAACAUUCAAAAAACCCUAGCUUGUUAUCCAAAGGGAAGUAGAAAUUUGACUUAUAGUAAUAAAAGGGAACAAAGCCUUGUGGUUGUUAACACCUUGAAAAAUUCGGGAGCUGAGCCCCAAUCUGGUGUGGUAGUGACCAUUGUUAUGAAAGAAGGUGACGGAGGGUAUGCGGGGAAGGAUUUGGGUGUGUUGGAAGGUAGUUAUGGGCCGGGAACCGAUUGUGGAAACGGCGGUGGGGAUGUGUUUGGGGGUAAUAAUAGAAAUGGGUCUAAUGGGAAAUGGUUAGGUGGAGGUGGUGGUGGUGAUGAUAAUAGUGAAGGGGGUGAUGAUGAAGAAGAAGAAGAUGAUGAUGAGUUUGGGCCAAUAAUGAAGUUUGAGGAUGUGAUGAAAGAGACUGAGGCUCGAGGGGCUAGUCUUCCGCUAGACAUGUUAGAGGCCGCGAAGAGUGGUGGACUUCGUGAGUUGCUUCUUCUUAGAUACUUGGAAUUGCAGGCGUCUGGAUGGCCUCUGAGCUUUAUAAUGACGUCUUGUUCUAUGCUCCGGAAUCGAAUGCUGGCUGAUCCGUCAUUUCUUUUUAAAGUUGGCACGGAGAUUGUUAUAGAUUCUUGUUGUGCUACAUUAGCAGAGGUUCAAAAGAGGGGCAAGGACUUCUGGGCAGAAUUUGAGCUGUAUCUUGCGGAUCUCUUGGUUGGGGUGGUCGUUAAUGUCGCAUUAGUUGGUAUGUUAGCCCCUUAUGCUCGUAUUGGGCAACCAUCUCUGUCUAAAGGGGGUUUUGGACGAAUGCAACAUGCUUAUGCUGCUCUUCCUAGCAGUGUAUUUGAAGCUGAAAGGCCAGGCUGUAGAUUUUCUGUGAAGCAAAGGAUAGCUACUUACUUUUUCAAGGGUGUUAUGUAUGGAGCAGUCGGGUUUGCAUGUGGUAUUAUAGGUCAAGGCAUAGCGAAUUUGAUCAUGACUGCAAAGAGGAGCAUUAGGAAAUCAGAAGAGGACAUACCUGUCCCACCUCUUGUGAAAAGUGCAGCUCUUUGGGGUGUUUUCCUAGCAGUUUCUUCCAACACCCGAUAUCAGAUUAUCAAUGGAUUAGAACGGUUGGUAGAAUCAUCUCCUUUGGCAAAGAAGGUCCCACCCGUGGCAAUGGCUUUUACUAUUGGUGUGCGAUUUGGCAACAAUAUCUAUGGCGGGAUGCAAUUUGUGGACUGGGCCAGAUUGAGUGGGGUGCAAUAACUGUACAUCUUUCUUAUGUUUAAAUGAAGCAUCCCCUCGUUCUGUGACACUGUCCCAAAAGAAUCAACUAUGAUGCUUAGAGUCCUUGAAUGAGGUUAAAAAGCAUUUAUGGAGGGCAGUAUAUGGAGUAGUUUUCAAUUGCAGUUAGCACUUUUCUUGGGAGUAAUGUAGCUAUUUUGGCAACCACCACUUUUUCCUCUGAGCAGAAAUUCAGAUUAGUCUUGAUUA